GUUCAAAGACGGCACGAAACUCCGUUCCCUUCAGUGGCAGUUCGCACUCUCCUUCUCACUUCCUCCCUUCGCAUUAAUUCAACCUUCCCUUCUCACUCUGCUCAGUUAUUUUACUUCCCUUCUCCUUCGUAAUUGCAGUCCGCACUCCGAUAAUGAAUUCAGAAACAACGUUAAAUGGACCUGUUUCAAACUCUCCUUGAAUAAUCCACCAAGGGAAUUUUGAUCUCGAAGGGAAACACAAAAUGGGAAAGAGCAUUUGGGAAUUGGGUAUUGAAGAUUUAGUGAGAACAGGCUUAAACCUCCAUGAAGCUGUGGAAUUCAACAGGAUUCUAAAGAAUGUACUGUCCACCACCCAAAGAUCAAAGCCUACUGAGGUUUGGCGGGAGCUCAUGGCUCGAAGAGCCUUGAAACCCACACACCCAUUUGAGUUGCAUCGGCUUCUCUAUUACUCUGUCUAUGCUAAUUGGAAUAUCUCUACCAGUGGACCUCCUCCAUAUUGGUUUCCUUCUCUUGAUCAAUCUAAACUGACAAAUUUGGGAAAGAUCAUGGAGUUGCAAGGUCCAAAGCUGUUGGGAGCUUCAUAUAAAGAUCCUAUAUCAAGUUUCAGCUUAUUUCAGAAAUUCUCCAUUCAGAAUCCUGAGAUUUACUGGUCAAUUGUUCUUCAAGAGCUUUCUGUUACUUUUCAAAAAGCACCGAGGUGUAUUUUAGAUAGGACUGAGAAGCCAAAUGGAAGAUGGCUCCCUGACUCCAUGUUGAAUAUUGCCGAGUGUUGUUUGCGUUCUUCAAGUCGCCUAUUGAGAGAUGAUAAUUCUUUGGCAAUUGUGUGGAGAGAUGAAGGCUGUGAUAAUUCAAACGUGAACCAUAUGACACUCAAACAACUUCGAGAGAAAGUAACGUUGGUGGCAAAUGCGCUUGAUGCAACAUUUUCAAAGGGCGAUGCUGUUGCUAUUGACAUGCCAUUGACAGUCGAUGCAGUUGUUAUAUAUUUAGCUAUUGUUCUAGCAGGGCUUGUUGUUGUAUCUAUUGCUGACAGCUUUGCUGCUAAUGAAGUUGCGGUUCGUCUGCUUAUAUCAAAAGCAAAGGGAAUCUUUACUCAGGAUUUCAUAUUGAGAGGAGGCAAGAAGUAUCCGUUGUACAGUCGGGUUAUAGAAGGGGGGUCGUGUAAGGCUAUAGUGAUUCCUGUAACUGGAAACAGGCUGGAAGUGGAUUUGCGAGAACAAGAUCUAUCAUGGGAAGAAUUUCUUUCAACUGCAAAGGAAUUUCCAAGAUCAAAUUGUUACUCUCCAAUGUAUCAUUCAAUAGAUGCCGUGACUAACAUUCUCUUUUCAUCUGGGACCACGGGAAAGCCGAAAGCAAUCCCAUGGACACAACUUUCACCUAUCCGCUGCGCUGCUGAUUCCUGGGCUCACAUGGAUGUUCAGGCUGGCGAUGUUUUCUGUUGGCCCACAAAUUUAGGAUGGGCGAUGGGGCCAGUUUCAGUGUACUCAUCCUUGUUAGUUGGUGCAACUCUUGCUCUCUAUCAUGGAUCUCCUCUUGGCCAUGGAUUUGGAAAGUUCGUUCAGGAUGCAGGAGUGACUAUAUUGGGAACAAUUCCAAGCUUGGUAAAAACUUGGAAGGAUACAAGGUGCAUGGAAGGCUUAAAUUGGACAAAGAUAAGGUACUUUGCCUCCACCGGCGAAACGUCAAAUGUCGAUGAUGAUCUCUGGCUUUCCUCGAGGUCAUAUUACAAACCUUUGUUCGAAUGUUGUGGUGGCACAGAACUUGGUUCAAGCUUCAUUGUCGGUAGUCCAGUACAACCACAGGCUUUUGGGGCUUUUAGCACAGCAUCUAUGACCACAGGGUUUGUCAUCCUUGAUGAACAUGGAAUACCUUUUCCAGAAGAUCAGCCUUGCAUUGGUGAAAUAGGGUUAUUCCCUAUAUAUCUCGGAGCUAGCAACGAAUUGCUAAACGCUGAUCAUGAUGAAGUUUACUUCAAGGGAAUGCCAAUAUACAAUGGAAUGCAACUGAGGAGACAUGGAGACAUCAUCAGAAGAACUGUUGGAGGCUACUUAAUUGUUCAAGGUAGGGCUGAUGACACCAUGAACCUUGGCGGCAUCAAGACAAGUUCGGUUGAAAUUGAACGGAUAUGCGACCAUGUCGAUGAGAGUAUAUUGGAAACAGCUGCAGUAAGUUUAUCACCUAUAGAAGGAGGUCCAGAACAACUAGUCAUUUUGGUGGUGCUAAAAAAACAAUAUGUAAAGUCCUCACAAGAGCUGAAAGACAAAUUCUCAAAAGCAAUUCAGAGAAAUCUUAACCCUUUAUUCAAGGUUGGGUUUGUGAAAAUUGUACCAAGCUUUCCACGAACUGCUUCUAACAAGUUACUGAGAAGAGUUUUGAGGAAACAGAUGAAGGAUGAACUUGCCCUUCGAAGUCAACUUUAGAGGCCAAGACGUAUUCUCUGUAAAUCGUUGAAAUAAGAUAGUUUAGUCAUUUAAUAUAGCUGUUUAAUUUGAAGAAAAUAAACUUAAUUUAUGGCCUUUCAAUAAUUUAAAGUUGCUUGUGUCUCGAAA
Cucumis melo (muskmelon) is the source of this 2549-nucleotide messenger RNA. Its product is annotated as probable CoA ligase CCL12. Lineage: Eukaryota; Viridiplantae; Streptophyta; Magnoliopsida; Cucurbitales; Cucurbitaceae. Bases 243 to 2420 code for a protein of 725 amino acids. The record is from RefSeq and is a predicted model, not a curated record. The transcript has 15 exons.